AUGCAAAUUUUAUCAAUUGUUGCAUUGGAAAAAUCUUGUUCAACCAAAGGUGAAGAUAUUCGUGAUGAAAAAGUGAAAGUUUUACGUUGUAUAAGUCCAAUUAAAAUGGAAGAUGUUGUUCUUGGACAAUAUAUUGAUAAAUCAGAUUCUUCUGAUAAUGAAUACCGACAAGGUUAUCUCGAUAAUCCAGGUGUAUCUAAGGAUUCUAAAACACCAACCUAUAAUACUCAAGUUGUCUUAUUGAUUAACAAUGAACAAGACACUUCGAUUGACUUUUCUCUCAGUAAAGCAUUAAAUGAAAAGAAAAUUAAAAUGCGUAUACAAUUUCGUGAUGGACCUGGAAAAACAGAAUUAAAUUUAACUUAUGGUGAAAAAUAUAAAGGUGUCAAAUUAUCAAAUGCUUAUGAACAUUUAAUUCUUGAUGUAUUUAUGGAUUCAAAAAUAAAUUUCGUUCGUUCAGAUGAAUUACAAGAAGCUUGA
Molecule: messenger RNA, 480 nt
Organism: Rotaria sordida
Lineage: Eukaryota; Metazoa; Rotifera; Eurotatoria; Philodinida; Philodinidae
Source: the annotation of a GenBank genome assembly